CGCGUUUAAGAGGAAGGUCGGAAGCGCGGCGAGUCAACGAAAAAAAUUACUAACGACAGGUAGUGGAUCCCGUCAAACGACAGAAAUCGGUUACCGCCAGCUGAAGAUAAACACCACCGGCGAUACGACGUUUCGUGUUUAAUGAGCUGAUAACCGAGUGUAAGAGCAGUGGUGUGUCGCGGCGGCCCAGCGCAGCGCGUGAGUUGCUAGUGUUACAUUAAACUGGAGUUCAGUCAUCGAGCGUUCAUUGCUCAUUUAAUUACCGAAGAAUCUGUUAAGAACACAACAGAACAUUGCCGGUGAUGGAUGAUAAAGCGUUUACGAAAGAAUUAGACCAAUGGGUCGAACAGCUGAACGAGUGCAAACAGCUGACCGAGAACCAAGUGAGAACGCUCUGCGAGAAGGCUAAAGAGAUUCUUACUAAGGAGUCCAAUGUACAAGAGGUGCGUUGUCCCGUUACGGUGUGCGGAGAUGUGCACGGCCAGUUUCAUGACCUAAUGGAGCUCUUCAGAAUUGGAGGGAAGUCACCUGACACCAACUAUCUGUUUAUGGGUGACUAUGUAGACAGAGGGUAUUACUCAGUGGAAACAGUAACACUUCUUGUUGCACUAAAGGUUCGCUAUCCAGAACGCAUUACGAUAUUGCGGGGAAACCACGAGAGCAGACAGAUCACACAAGUGUAUGGUUUCUAUGACGAGUGCUUGAGGAAAUAUGGCAACGCAAAUGUCUGGAAAUACUUCACAGAUCUUUUUGAUUACCUUCCCCUCACAGCCCUGGUGGAUGGCCAGAUCUUCUGUCUGCAUGGUGGGCUCUCUCCGUCCAUAGACACGCUGGAUCACAUUCGUGCACUGGAUCGUCUGCAGGAGGUGCCGCAUGAGGGACCAAUGUGUGAUCUGCUGUGGUCAGACCCUGAUGAUCGCGGUGGCUGGGGAAUCUCUCCACGAGGAGCCGGUUACACCUUUGGGCAGGACAUUUCAGAGACCUUCAACCACGCUAAUGGCCUUACACUGGUGUCCCGUGCUCAUCAGCUGGUCAUGGAGGGGUACAACUGGUGUCAUGAUAGGAAUGUCGUCACUAUCUUCAGUGCGCCAAACUACUGCUAUCGCUGUGGCAACCAGGCAGCCAUUAUGGAACUGGAUGAUACUCUUAAAUAUUCGUUCCUUCAAUUUGAUCCUGCUCCUCGACGUGGAGAGCCUCACGUCACCCGCCGCACCCCUGACUACUUCCUAUAAGCGAGCACUGGCCUGCCGUGAGAGACCUCUGAUGACAAAUCCAAACAUGUAUACAUCUAUUCAUCUAUUGUGUAUAUAAGACGGGGGAUAUGUUCUGAUACAACAACACUAAUACGGACCAAAAUGUGCCAUACAAGCAUCUAAUGCCCAAAUCAGAUCGCUCUGUCUCAGUACCGCUACAAAGUGUCUCGUUUUAGCCUCUAGUGCAAAUUGCCUGCUGUAUACAAUGAAUAGAGAUGUUCCCUUCGUUCUUGAAUUGUAAAUUAAAAAAAGAAACAAAAAAACAAAACAAAAAAAAAAAAAUGUUAAGUGAAUAGCUUUCUCUCACAGUAUCACAGGAAUAAAACGUCCUUUAAGUUGGCAAUGCCAGGCAUGUGAAAAAAAAAAAAACGGUAACAUUUUUAUACAAGUGCACAAGCUGACAUCCUUUCCUGUAUCUUCACCAAAAAAUAAAUAAAAA
Molecule: messenger RNA, 1692 nt
Organism: Danio rerio (zebrafish)
Lineage: Eukaryota; Metazoa; Chordata; Actinopteri; Cypriniformes; Danionidae
Gene: ppp2cb
Product: protein phosphatase 2, catalytic subunit, beta isozyme
Cellular component (GO): spindle pole; chromosome, centromeric region
Molecular function (GO): protein serine/threonine phosphatase activity; hydrolase activity
Source: RefSeq, marked provisional